AUGGGGCACCCACAGCACGUGGGGCACCCCACGAGGGCCUGGCUGGGCAGGGUGGAGCUCACCCUGGCUCUCACCUCGCAGGUCUGGUUCCAGAACCGACGAGCCAAGUGGCGGCGGCAGGAGAAGAUGGAGGCCAGUUCCAUGAAGCUCCACGACACCCCCGUGCUCUCCUUCAACCGACCCCCCAUGACCCCCAACGUGGGGCCCAUGAGCAACUCCCUCCCGCUCGACCCAUGGCUGACGUCCCCCAUCUCCGGCGCCACCACGGUCCACAGCAUCCCUGGCUUCAUGGGAGCCCCCCAGGCCCUGCAGCCCCCCUACGGGGGGCACUCCUUCCUCCAGACCCCCCCACCGAUGGCACAGGGCAUGCAGCCCAUGGCCCCUGCGCCCUACCAGUGCGGCACCCCCUUUGUGGACAAGUACCCGCUGGAGGAGGUGGACCAGAGGAGCUCCAGCAUCGCUUCGCUCCGCAUGAAAGCCAAGGAGCACAUUCAGACCAUUGACAAGACCUGGCAGCCCAUUUGAUGAACGCUCCCCUCCGGCCCCUCCA
Molecule: messenger RNA, 550 nt
Organism: Acanthisitta chloris (rifleman)
Lineage: Eukaryota; Metazoa; Chordata; Aves; Passeriformes; Acanthisittidae
Gene: RAX
Product: retina and anterior neural fold homeobox
Exons: 1
Coding region: 1-525 (174 amino acids)
Biological process (GO): positive regulation of transcription by RNA polymerase II
Molecular function (GO): RNA polymerase II cis-regulatory region sequence-specific DNA binding; DNA-binding transcription factor activity, RNA polymerase II-specific
Source: RefSeq, a predicted model, not a curated record